AUGGGGGACGAUCCUGCAAGGCUGUACCGGUUGGACGGGGUUGCUCAUAUAGCCGGGGUCAUCAACGACGAGCCGCAGCGAUGCAUUAGGAGCAUGCGGCGGCAACAAGGCAUGCCACUCGAUGAGCGUUAUGUUCCCUACUUACAGAUGGCCGAGUUAUACCAUCUGGCUAGGCUGAACGAUAGAUGGUUCCGGUUAGAUGAGCCCCUUGUCAGCGCCUUCGUCGAGCGGUGGCAUCCUAAGAUGCACACCUUCCAUAUACCCUUCGGAGAGUGCACGAUCACGCUUCAGGACGUGGCGUACCAGUUGGGGUUGGUAGUGGAGGCGUUAUGUCAGCGGUUGCCUUACAGAUUUCCAUAUGAGACUUUCGGAGAGUGUCCCGAGGGAGCCGAUGAGGAGACUGUGCGGCGCUUUGCUCGUGCCUAUAUCAUGAUGUUGUUGGGCACUCAGCUGUUUGCCGACAAGUCCGGCAACUGCAUUCACAUCAGAUGGCUUCCCUACGUAGCUAGGCUUGAGGAGAUGGGUUCCUACAGUUGGGGGUCUGCAGCAUUGGCAUGGUUGUACACUUGUACCGGUGCAUGUGCCGAGUGGCAAACAGACAUGUGGUGGUCAGGUUACAGCCCUUCCUACAGCGAGAAGGGUCCUAGAGUGCAGAGCACGAGACUGAAGAUAGACAUGUUACAGCCUAGGAAUUUUAUCUGGAUGCUGUAUAGCUCCCCCGAGGUACUUCAGGUUGUGCAUCCGGAGGCGUUGGAGCCUCGACACAUGGCGGUGUGGCGGUCUGUCACGUCGCUGAUAUACUUUACCGUUGUAGAGUGGCAUUAA
Arachis stenosperma is the source of this 825-nucleotide messenger RNA. Its product is annotated as protein MAIN-LIKE 1-like. The coding region runs from base 1 to 825 and encodes 274 amino acids. The record is from RefSeq and is a predicted model, not a curated record. Gene Ontology annotation, biological process: meristem maintenance; meristem development. The transcript is spliced from 5 exons. Lineage: Eukaryota; Viridiplantae; Streptophyta; Magnoliopsida; Fabales; Fabaceae.